Molecule: messenger RNA, 678 nt
Organism: Lactuca virosa
Lineage: Eukaryota; Viridiplantae; Streptophyta; Magnoliopsida; Asterales; Asteraceae
Source: the annotation of a GenBank genome assembly
GCAAACACCAUCAAAACCAUACACGUGUACGGUAGUGAUCCCUCCUUUUGGUCUAUAAAUAGAACCCCACGAUCACACUGGAAGAUCAUCAAGCUUUCAGUGAAUUCAAUCAAGAACACAAUCUAGUACUCACCGAAUCAACCUCAAAACCUUCGAAUCAUGUCAAGCGGAAAGUGCAGCUGUGGCUCAAACUGCUCAUGCGGCAGCGGUUGCAACUGCAACUCAUGCGGCGUUGAGACGUCGACCACCGCCACCAUCAUCGUUUCUGGUGUUGCACCUAAGAUGACAUUUGCUGAGGGAACUGAGACCAGCUUUGUUGCCGAAAGUGGAAACGGAUGCAAGUGUGGAUCAAGCUGCAGCUGCGAUCCAUGCAACUGUUAAGCACAGAAUAUAUCUCGACCCAAAUAAGAACUUGUGUUUGAAUUGAACUGAUUUACUCUUUAUGUUGUUUUGUGUUUUCAUGUAAUAAAUAAAAAAAAAACCUAUGUGGUAUUAAGGUAUUUGGAUUUGUAAUGGAUUUCCAUCGUUAAUAUCUAUUCGUGUAAAGGCAACGCUUUGAAAAAUCACUUGUUUGGGUCUUAAUUUAUAAAAGCUUGAUGUAUAUUUGUAUGAAUGAGAUUGUAUGCUAUAAAAUUGAAAAGAUUGAUGUAUAAUUUAAUAAAUAUUGAUAUUGUAUGU